AUGGACUGCCUAACUGAUGUUCCCUUACCAGCCUUCUAUCCGCUCCCACAUUUCUUCGAUGACAGAGCCAUUUCUCCCUUCUUCUUGUGCUCGGCAGCUCAAAUUCGCCAGUUGCCACUCUAUGACCCUUGGGUCGAGAGUGACUCUGCCUCGCAAAUGCCUUCACAAGAAUGCUAUGCCGAAAUGGAUAUCAUGAGCUCUGCAAUCAAUCAAACCAUACCUUUUGACCCAACAAGCGUGUUCUCAGAAAUUGCAUCAGGAUAUCCUUACAGACUCAGCAGUACACUCUCGCUUCCUCUCAACCCGAUAUCAUACGAUCAAGACACAGGUACUGCUUCAGCGACCGGAGCUAUCAGUAGCACAGCAAUACCAGAUUACAAUGUUCCGAUACCUACUAUCGAGCCGCCGGACGCCGAUUAUCCAGUUGUUGAAGAGUUUGAUAUGUUUGAUUCUGGUGUGAAUGCUAUGGAAUUUGAGGAUCUGAUAGAUUGGGGGGAUUUUUGGGAGCAUGAGAUUUCGGAGUUCUUGUAA
This is a messenger RNA of Sclerotinia sclerotiorum 1980 UF-70, 531 nucleotides long. RefSeq lists its product with no specific name. The transcript has 2 exons. The coding region runs from base 1 to 531 and encodes 176 amino acids. The record is from RefSeq and is a predicted model, not a curated record. NCBI's taxonomy places the organism in Eukaryota, Fungi, Ascomycota, Leotiomycetes, Helotiales, Sclerotiniaceae.